AUGGCAAGUUCAAUGAAUGGUUAUAGUCAUCGAACUCAUUCACGUAAUGGUGGAAUGGAUGACUAUAUGAUGCAAGAACAUAUCGAUUCAAUGAAUGCUCAAUUGAGUUCAACACGUGCUCAACGUAUUCGAGCUGCUAUCUUUCCUGAAACACUUGAAGAUGGUGUUGCAGAUGGUUUAUCAUUAUCAAUGCCUUCAACACAAUUUGUUAAUGGUCAACCAACAGCAGUACAAAAAUUAUCUGAACCAUCUCAACUAUUAAAAAAUGCUGUCAUUGAUAUAAUUAAUUAUAAAGAAGAUGCUGAAAUAACUGAAAAAGCCUUACCUGAAUUAAUACGUUUACUUAAUGAUGAUGAUCCAAUUGUUGCUGGACAAGCAGCUUUAGUUUUACAUACAUUAGCAAAAAAAGAAGCUAGUCGAUUAGCAUUAUCUACAUUACCAAUGAUUCAAGCAUUAAUUCAAGCUAUAUCAAAUCCACGUGCUAAUGAUGAAACACGUCGCGGUGUUGCAGGUGUUUUACAUUGUUUAUCUCAACAAAAGCAAGGUCUUCAUCUUAUGUUCAAAGGAGGUGUUAUUCCACUACUUGUUCGACUUUUAGAUUCAUCAAUUGAAUCUGUUGUUAAUUAUGCAUUAUCAACAUUACAUAAUUUAUUAUUACAUUUAGAACAAGCAAAAUUAGAAAUUCUUCGUUGUGGUGGUUGUCAAAAAAUGGUUGGAUUACUAAAUAGUACAAAUCCAAAAUUUCUAGCUAUACUUACUGAUUGUCUUCAUAUGUUAGCAUUUAAUAAUGAAGAAGUUAAGAUUAUUAUUGAAUCAAGUAAUGGUCCACAACAAUUAUUACGUAUAUUAGAAUUAACGGAUUAUGAAAAACUUUUAUGGACAACAACACGUCUUCUUCGUGUUUUAUCUGUUAGUCCAUCAAUAAAAUUAGUUAUGAUAUCAAAAAAUGCAGUUCGUAUACUUGAAAAACAAUUAUAUGAACCAAUAAGUUUACGUGUACAACAAAAUUGUUUACAAAUUCUUCGAAAUUUAUCCGAUCAAGCUGUGAAAUUAGAAAAUCUUGAUUCACUUCUUCAAUUACUUAUUGAAUUAUUACAAACAAAUGAUUUAAUAACUGCUUCAUGUGCAGUUGGUAUUAUAUCAAAUUUAACAUGUAAUAAUCAAUAUAAUAAAAUGGCUGUUGUUCAAUCCAAUGGUGUUAAUGCACUUAUAAAUACAAUAAUUCAAGGUCAUGAUAAAGAAGAAAUUUUAGAGCCAGCUAUAUGUGCUCUAAGACAUAUCACGUCUCGACAUUCACAUGCAAGUGAAGCUCAAGAUGCUGUUCGACAUGUAAAUGGUCUUUUACCUAUUGUUGAUUUACUUAAUCCAUCAGUAUAUUCAUGGCCUAUUAUUAAAUCAACAAUAAGUUUAAUAAGGAAUUUAGCAUUAUCACCAAAUAAUCUUCCAGUUUUACGUGAAACAGGUUCAAUACAAAAAUUAGCACAAUUACUUGUUCGAAGUCAUCAAGAAUUACAAAGACAACAACCAAAUGUUGAAUUAAUUGAUAAUUAUAUACGUAUGGAUGAUAUACUUGAAGCAUGUGUUAGUGCAUUACAUAUUAUUGCUAAAGAUCAACAAAAUCGAAUUAUUAUACGUGAUCUUGAUUGUAUACCAUUAUUUGUUCGACUUCUUUAUCCACCAUCAAGUGUACCUAUUCAACGUGCAGCUGCAGGAGUUUUAUGUGAACUUGUUAAUGAUCGUUUAUGUGCUGAUAUAAUUGAACAACAAAAUUGUACACAAAAAUUAACUGAAUUACUUAAAUCAAAUGAUGAGGGUGUUGCUACAUAUGCUGCAGCGAUUUUAUUUCGUUUAUCUGAUGAUAAACCAUAUGAUAUGAAAAAUCGUUUAUCACAAGAUGUUACAACAGCUUUGUAUCGAGAUGAACAUUUAAUGAAUAAUCAUUAUGGUUUAGCCAAUGGUUCAGCUGGUGGCUCUUAUUCAAAUCCAUAUCGAGCAACUCCACCACCUAUUCAUGAUGUACCAACGAUGAAUUAUUAUGCAUCAGAAGGUGCAGGUGGUAGUGGUCUUGGAAAUUUAAUGGAUAAUCAAGUGUUAGUUGGCGAUCGAGAUAUGAUGCAAGCAUCACCUCGUUCUGGAGCUCAUCAUCAAACUCCACCACCAUCUCAUAAUAAUCCACAAAUGGCAGCUUGGUUUGAUACUGACUUGUAA
This is a messenger RNA of Rotaria sp. Silwood1, 2208 nucleotides long. Lineage: Eukaryota; Metazoa; Rotifera; Eurotatoria; Philodinida; Philodinidae. The record is from the annotation of a GenBank genome assembly.